AUGAGGAGAGCGCGGCGCAACGCGAGGCGGACGCUCGGCUCGCUCGGCGCGCGAUUAAAAAUGCAGGCGGCGGCGGGCGGGAGCGGGAGGCGGGCGGGGCCGCGGCGGGCGGCGAUUGGCGCGCGCGAGACGGGCGGUGCCGCGCGCGGGGGGACCGGCGGGCCGCAGCCGCCGCCGCCCGGCGCUCGGCCACCUCACAACGCACGUAGCCGCCGCGCAGCACGCACCUGCGACACGCUAACCGACGCGCUCCGCCGCGAGUCCAUG
Molecule: messenger RNA, 267 nt
Organism: Iphiclides podalirius (scarce swallowtail)
Lineage: Eukaryota; Metazoa; Arthropoda; Insecta; Lepidoptera; Papilionidae
Source: the annotation of a GenBank genome assembly